AUGGAUCAAAUAAAUUAUGAAGAAAUUUUACAACAAUUACCUUCAAAUAAAAUAUAUAAAGAAUUUAAAUCUGAUGUCAGUGAAGUUGAUAAUAAUUUUAAUUGUUAUAAAUUUGAUUCAGAAAAAACAAAAUGUAAAUUUAAUUGUAGUAACCUUUGUAAAAAAGUUGCAAGAAAUUUAAAAAAAGUACCCGAAGAGGAUAAAUUAUGGAACUAUAAUCACCGUUGUUUACAUUAUAAAUACUGGGUAUAUGAAGAAAUAAAGAAACUGUUAGAAGAAAAUUCGGCAGAAGAAGAUGUAAAAGUUGUUAUUACUGAAUUUCUUGACCUACAAUCAUCACUUACAAAUGAUUAUAGGAUAUUAAAUUGUACUUAUAAUUUCGAUAAAAAAACUUUAAAGGAAUUGAAUGAUAAAAAAGAUGAGAAAUAUUUGUAUGAUUAUUUUACAAAUUAUGAGAAUAUUAAAAGUAAAGAUUUUUGUAUUUCUGUUGAGAAGGAUAAAUAUAAAAAUUACCUUAAUGCUAUUAAUGUUUUAUACAACAAAAAAAAGAAUGAGUGUUGUGAGAAUAAUAUAUUGAAGUGUCCUAACUAUUUCCUUAAUUGUAAAAAUGAGUUUGAUCCAAGUAAACUAUUAUCUAAAAUAGAAUCAACAGGUGUCGGAAAUUGUAAUGGACUAGAAAAUUUUAAAGAAACUAAAAUCUCUGAAGAAAAAUUAGAAUCUAGCGAUUUGGAACAAGAUUUUUUGGAUACAAUUCAUUUCACCAAUUGCCAUGUUAAGAAUAAUGACAAAGAAUUAUCAUGUGGUCUUACCCGAGCAUCUACUUUGAAACGUAGAAAUAUGAUUGACGUUGUAAACAAUGGACAAAGGAACGAAGAAAGAUCGUAUACAGAAGAGCAAAAGUCUGAAUCCAGUAUAAAUUUAGAAUAUGCAGCACUACAUGAAAAAGAUAGAAAAAUAGCGGGCAUUAGUUCAGAAACAGUAAAUAAUCUGUCUACUGUCAAAAAAAGCGAAGUAGUUGAUCUUAGAUGGAAACUAGGAAAAAAUGGAACAUUACAUUGUCCUGCAGAAAAACCAGAGGACGACACAUCAGGACUUUGUAAGUAUAUAGAACAAUUGGUUGGAAAAGGUAUUCUUGUAAAAAUACAGAAUACUGGGGGUUAUCAGCUAGCGGGGGGAAAGUCAUGGCCUACACAACCAUUAAAAGUUGUUGUUAAAAGAGAAAAGAGAAGUCAAUUGGGGAGUCACCUCCCACGGGAAUUAGGAAUAUCAAGAGGUCAAGUUAUUUUAAAAACUAAACAAAUGGAAGACCCAGGUAUUAAAAAUUCAAAUGGUAAAGCACAUCCUGGAAAAGAUGAAGAAUCUAAUAUAUUACAGAACAUUUUUUUGCGUGUUUCUAUUGUAGUUGCUUUAGUGAUGGGAAUAAUUUUUGUUUUUUUCCUCUAUUUUAAAUUUACUCCAUUUGGAACAUAUCUGGGUAAAACUAGAAAAAGGAAAAAAAGAUAUAGGACUAAUUUUUCUGAAUUAAGUACGCAAAGACUACCAAGGAGAUUCAUAAAACGUACCUAUAGGAAUUCUGAAAGGAGGAGAUUUAGUGUAGUAAAUAUAGAACCACGAACUUCAUUUCAUUAA
This is a messenger RNA of Plasmodium malariae, 1629 nucleotides long. RefSeq names its product PIR protein. NCBI's taxonomy places the organism in Eukaryota, Apicomplexa, Aconoidasida, Haemosporida, Plasmodiidae. Bases 1 to 1629 code for a protein of 542 amino acids. The record is from RefSeq and is a predicted model, not a curated record. The transcript has 3 exons.